This is a messenger RNA of Falco peregrinus (peregrine falcon), 4087 nucleotides long. It is a transcript of the gene PLPP4, whose product is annotated as phospholipid phosphatase 4. Gene Ontology annotation, biological process: phospholipid metabolic process. The transcript is spliced from 7 exons. NCBI's taxonomy places the organism in Eukaryota, Metazoa, Chordata, Aves, Falconiformes, Falconidae. The record is from RefSeq and is a predicted model, not a curated record. Bases 476 to 1291 code for a protein of 271 amino acids. Gene Ontology annotation, molecular function: phosphatidate phosphatase activity.
GGACCCCCCUCAGCGCCAGGCGGGGGAGCAGCCCGGGCCCGCCCGGGAGGGCCGCCCAGCCCGGCGGCGCCGGGGAGCCCCGGGGGGCCGGGGCGGGGGCGCGGGGGCGGGGAACUCCCCAGGACGCCCCGGCCCCCGCGCGGGGAGACACGGCGUUAGUCAGCGGGACCCUCCCCCUGUGCCGGCGCUCGGCUCCGCCGCGGCAGCGGCCGUGUCAGCCUGGCGGCAGCGCGGCGCCUGGCUCCCCGCACGGCCCGGCCCCCGUGAGGCGCGGGCAGCCGCGGAGGCUGGGCGGGGGAUGGCGGCGGCCGGGCCGCAGGGCGCGGGGCUGUGCGCGGCGGCCGGGCUCCCCCGGGGCGGCGGGGCGGGCCGCCGGCGGGCGGCGUGAGGCGGCCGCGUUACCCCGGGUGCCCCCGCCCCGCGCGGGGAAUGAGAGGCGGCGGCGCGGGGCUGCCGGAGCCCGCCGGGACCCACCAUGCGGGAGCUGGCGAUCGAGAUCGGCAUACGGGUCCUGCUCUUCGGGGUCUUCGUUUUUACAGAAUUUUUGGAUCCAUUCCAGAGGGUUAUCCAGCCAGAAGAGAUCUGGCUGUAUAAAAAUCCUUUGGUGCAAUCAGACAACAUACCUACGCGUCUUAUGUUUGCAAUUUCAUUCCUUACACCACUAGCAGUGAUUUUUGUGGUGAAAAUAAUCCGGCGAACAGACAAGACUGAAAUUAAAGAGGCUUUCUUAGCUGUUUCCUUGGCUCUAGCUCUGAAUGGCGUCUGCACAAAUACUAUUAAAUUAAUUGUGGGAAGACCGCGUCCCGAUUUCUUUUACCGCUGCUUUCCAGAUGGAGUAAUGAACUCUGAAAUGCACUGCACAGGUGAUCCCGAUCUGGUGUCUGAAGGCAGGAAAAGCUUUCCGAGUAUCCACUCUUCCUUUGCAUUUUCAGGCCUUGGCUUUACCACGUUCUACUUAGCCGGAAAGUUACACUGCUUCACGGAAAACGGCCGGGGGAAGAGCUGGAGGCUUUGUGCAGCAAUUCUCCCACUCUACUGUGCCAUGAUGAUCGCCCUGUCACGUAUGUGUGAUUACAAACAUCACUGGCAAGAUGCUUUCGUUGGAGGGAUCAUUGGCCUCAUUUUUGCUUAUAUUUGCUACAGACAACACUACCCUCCUUUGGGUAACACAGCUUGUCACAAAUCUUACGUCAGCCUGCUAGAUCAGAACUCUGUGAAGAAAGAAGAGAGACCUACAGCAGACAAUGCAACUGGCCUGCCUCUAGAGGGAAUAACUGAAGGUCCUGUAUGACUUCAAGAAACGUGCAGAAUGAACUUUUAGCCUUCUCACAUUUGCUCCAAACUGGUCUCUUAACACAGUGUUUCUUACUGUACCUUUUUUUCUUUUGUUUCUUUGCUUUUUAUAAAGAGAAAUCAAAUAUUUUAUUUUCAUCAUACUUUUAAAUUUUUGGUUCAUAUUGACUUGCUGAAUUAUCUGUUUUUAGUCUACUGCAAACAGAUAGGCUACUUGAGGGAAGGGGAACAAGCAUUAACAAAAACAAUCCCACUUAAAAAAUAAUUAUGAGAGUAAUUUUAAGAAGACGUGGUUGAGGAUAUAUAGUAGAUCUGGAAACAGAUUUUCUAAAGUACUCAGAAUCACCUAGAAAGUUCUGGUCGUCUUCAGCACUCAUUGAUUUUGAUGAGUGGUGAGUACACACAGCACUUUUCAUCAGAUGUUGUGGCCAGCCGUUUCUUUAUAUAAUUUGAUAAGUUAGGGUGUCAUCCUUAUGUUUAUCUUGUUGUCUUCACAUUAAAAAAAUCUCCACAUGCUGGUACAACUUCAUAUUAAUUGCCAAGUUUUGACAAGGUCAUUCUGAGCUACUAAUGAUCAAGCAGCCAAAAGGUAUGAAUGAUUAAGUGUGUGCAAGAGCCAAGCCUCGUGCAUUAGUAGUUCCACAGGGUGAUUCUAACAUUCAAGAAAUUCCACGCUGUUAAAAUUAUAAAUUUUACAGUAACAUACGUUCAUAGGAUGGGCUAGAAACUUGGUAUUACAUCAUUAACAAUUUUUUGAGAGCUCUUGCAGUAAUUACCAUCAAAACAAAAUGAAAGAAAACCCAUGACACUCAACAAGCUGAAGUCCUGAACACAAAUUUUUAUAAAUCCUAAAACUGUGAGGACAAAGAAACACUACGUUUUCCGUGAAUCUCGGUGUGCCAUAUUCAUUCUUGUGUAGUGACUCACUGCAGCAUUGGUGAUCUAAAGAAAUGCAAAGAUUUUCAUUUGUGACUUCGGGCGCACAACCGUGAAUGCUUGUGGUGGUCUCCAGCACUACAACAUACCCAGAGGAAUGCCGGAGACAGCUUUCCACUAGACCCAUUCCACAUUUUCAGCUCAUCACCUUCUUGAGUAUGGUGUUUGCAAAGGUUAGCUUGGUACCUGAACUUGAAACUCACCUGAAUCAAAACACUGUUGGUACGGAGAAGAUUACUGAGUAUAUGGCUUUAGUUAAUUUAUUAUUGGUAGGAUCCUGUUUUGUUAUGUAUGCACUAUGCAGUAUACAUCACAUUCCUGUGAAACGAUGUAACUUUGGGUGGCAGAAUGUCAGAUUCCAGAACUCUUUUUUCUUAGAUGUCCUGUAAAAAUGCAGGCAAAUGUUCCAGACCACAUCUUGGCAGCUGAACAUUUCUUAGCUGGAGCUGCUGGUUAAUCAACAACCAUUAUUACGGUGCUUUAGACUGGAGGAGACUGCUGCCAUAAUUAUAAUUUAUGUGUUCCUGUUGGAAUAUGCAUUGGCCUUGUAGGCAUUUUGUGAUUCAGACAGCUCAGUGUCUUUAUGUAAGGCUUGUCAUUCACUUUUCUCAAAGGUAAGCUUUGUAGAUUUUUUGAGAAGAGCUACUUCCUGAUUGGCAACACUUGAAUUUUGGUAGAAGGCAAGUAAAUUGGGAUCCCCUUAAAAAUAAAUGUAAUAAUUGUGUGCAAGGGGACGCCCCCUUGCUAUUAUAAACUUAUAUGAUGUUUGGAAAUAACAUUAAAGAACAGAAUGUAAUAGGCAGGAACCUAGGAGGGUUCUGUAGCAGUUAGGCCUGAUCUACUUGUAAAACUGGUACCAGCUUGCCUGUGUCAGUUAUGGGUAGGUUUUUUACUGAUAGUUACAGUAUUCUGACCUCUAGAAUAGAGACAGUUACCCAAACAUAACUGUGGUUUUGCUGGCGUAUAUAUGCUAGUUCACAAAGCUAGCGUCAGCAGAGUAAAAUUAUUCUGGCAUUGCAUUUGCACUGGAUUUGACAGAACAGUCCUCUAGUGUAAUUGAGGUCUUAUUCUAGAAACCCACACAGUUUAGUGGAGGUUUAAUCUUUCUAUAAAGUUUUUAAACCAUCCUACAGAAUUCUGUAACAGGGAUAUCAUUUUCUAUUACUUCAUACGGGAGGAUCAGUGAAAGCCCUAGAGUAAUGGUAUCAUGUCUUUACGUUGUGUAGGGCUUGGCCAUUAGCUUUUUCUUUCAGCAGGAACCCUAGUCUUCCAGGUUAUAUGCAAAUGUUAAAAAAAAAAAAAUAAUCCUAAAUCAAAAUCAGAAAUUUAAUACUGAUGCAUAGAGCGUUUUGCAUGUUUUUAUAUAGAUCUGGCUUAUUCUCAAAAAUAAGUGGGGCCUCCUAAAACUGUGCUGUAUACAUUCCCAGUAUUUUAAUGGCUUUUGAUACAAACAGGCUAUCUUCUUUGGGAUGGAGAAAGCUUAUACAUCCCUCAAAUGAAUAGUGGCUGCUAAAAGAUUGGAAUAUGAAGUGUAAUGCAGCAUAAAUACUUACAUUGCAAAAGUAAUUGGUGAACUUUGCAAAGCAGUAAAGAAUAACGUAUUUUAAUGGGAAUAAUUAAAUUGAAAGUCGUAAAAUAAACAAUGUAAAAGCUUUGAUUGUAAUGUAAUUAAAAUUAUGAAAGAGUUAAUGAAAUGAAACUUACAGAGGGAUCUGUAGGUGCUGUAAUUACCAAUGCAGAGUCAGUGUAGGGAAGGCAUUUUCGUGGAUCAAUGUAUUUUAAUCUCAUGCUUUCUCAAUGUGAAGGAAAUGUAAUGUUGUAACGCACCAAUAAAACAACACAUGAAUGUGGGUUUGUA